UAUACCCACGUGGGGUUUACUUACAGAUACAUAACGGUUGUUUUGUAUUGGAAAGGUGCAUGAAUACCUGGACGUUUUAAACAGCCGGGGCCAGCAUUGUACCGUUAUUCGACUAGGAGACACGCUCACACACACCAGCAGGAUUGCAAUUUCUAACCAGAACUUGGAAAAACAAUUUUUAAUAACAUAUUCUUGGAAAAUGGAUUUGAGUUAUUAGCGUGCAGUCCAAGCAUUUAAAAGUUCCGAGAUGAAAUUCCAGUUUAUAGUUUGACACUCAGGAGAAAAAGAUCGACAGUGAUGGAAGGAAAGCAAUCUUUUCUCGGCAUCUCUUCACUUCCCCGGGAACUCAUGGAGCAACUGCAAAAAUUCAGACAAGUUUCUACCAGAAGUCGAGAAGAUUCGGAAGUUGAGCGAUGUUUUCCAGAAAUUCGAUCGCCAUUCAAAUCAACGGAUGGAAAUAUGUUCAAAUUUCCUCGUGACUAUAGAGAAAAUAUCGAAACGACUAUCAGAAACUACAUUCCCUCUCCUAAAAGUAAUAAAACUUCAUGUGCACUUUAUGGAGAAAAUUCGGACUGGAUGAUGGCGGAAAGGACGAAAUCUCGAACUCCGCCAGCAUCCCCAAUAACGCCAUCUAGUUCUAAUAGCGCCAUCAACUUUAGGUAUUCCCCUUCAGUGACGAAACAGCAGAGGGUUGAAAAUAAAGUGGCGGACCCAGGACCAAAUGUUGCGGGUGAUGACGAAAUUAUAUACUGUGUUCCGCGCUCUGUUGUCAAAUCUCAAAAAGACUGUUCCACAGUAGAACAGACGCCCACAAAACAAAGCUACGGAUCUGACGUCAUCUCACCCUUUCGGAGAUCCUCGCCCAGUCCCAGCCAUUCCGAAGAUAUGUUCCGCAGUCGUCUCUCAGAUACUGUCGAUAAUGGAACAUUUGAAGAAAGGCAGACAGAUCGCGCUAGAAAACAACUCAACUUUGAAACAUGCUCAAUGAGCAAGAAAUCAGGAACAAUGGAAGACCUGUAUUAUUCAUCGGAAAGGUCCCGAAGUCCUUGCAAACAACGAAGGGAAAUAAAUGAGGAUGAACACGAAGAUCAUUCCACAUCUAGGCUCGUCCUGCAGCUUCUCUCUCAGAUCAAAGGUCAAGGACGCAAACGGAAGGCCUCUGACUGCUGCAGUUGUGAAUGUGACACGGAAUGCGACAGGGAAAGUUUCAAAAGACAAAGAAAUGGUAAGUCCUAUUUGUUUACGGUAAAAGAGAAUUUUAAUUCAGCGAUCUUUGAAUAUUGGAAUAAAAAUCAAUCUCCUUAUUUCCUUCCAGAAUUUUUUCCCAAUCAGUUCCGAUCUGAGAAUGAGUUAAACUGGAGAAGGGUUACAGAACAACCGGAAGUACUCCCGGAUAGCUGCACAUGCGCUCUCAUGGAAAGGGAAUUCUUAAAGAUGGCAGAACAUGCUUAUAAAAAUAUCAGAAGACAGGACGGAAGUCCGGAAAGCUUUGUUCGAUUCCAAAAGGAACUGUCGGAGACGAACGCCAUCAUAAACGAGUCAUUGUCAGUCCUGAAAAACAUGAAGAAUAUAUGCGAGCACCGCCAUUUGAAUAAAUACUGAUUUCACACAAGUCAUCACGUGAUUUGACGCCGUCCAACUGGUGCAGUCUCAUUAACGUUUUAUUUUCAUGUGUUCAAUUUUUUUAAAAGUCAAAGUGUUCGUAAAAUUUUACACCCUGAGUGAAACAAUUGUGUUCAGUAUGUUAUAAUCUUUACACCGAUGCUACAAAUGCUGCCAUUGCAUAUUUUUACAUAAUUAUGUUUCGUUGGUGACUUUACAUGAUUUGUUAAGGAUAUAUUUGUGUGUUUAUGAUUGGAGAGAAGUAUCGUUUCUUGUAAAUUUUGUCUUCAUUUUCAUUUUCAUUUGAUAACCCACGUAGGUAAUCUUUUUCAUCACAAUCAGUUUUUAGUGCGUAAAUCUUUCCUAAUCUUCGUGUUUAAAAAAAAUAAUAACAAACUUAAACCGUUCGAUGAUACAGUUGCCCAUGUCAUGGGACCUUUAUUCACAAUUUCACUGUGAUUCCAUUCAUAUUGAUGAUAUUACAUGUGGGAUACUGAUAGAGGUCUCCACAAGGUGGCGCUGUAUGGCUCUUCUACAGGCUGUGAUAAAAGUUGUGUAUAGUAUUUUUUGUUAGCGAUGUAGAUAUGGAAAUUUAGAACUCAAUGGAGCUUCUACAGAUGCGUGUAUUUAUUUCCUUGUUUUUAAAACAAAUCUGUAGUGAUUAGACCUAACUUAUAUUCGAGAAUAUAUAUACAAUAUUUAUUUUUCUAUAUCUAUUUAAAACAAAAUUAAUUUAUAUAAUUAUUUACGGAGAAUAUCAUUGUCUCCUUACAUUGGAUUAGAUCAGUUUAACCUGUGAUUUGUACAUAGAUCUCUUGAUAAUUUAUUUCAUUUCAUGCAAAUUAAUCUAUUUAUUUAACUAGCAUGCCGGUUUACUUGUUUUAAUUUAUUUUUCUUUGUUUUAACCAUCUUCAUGUGGAGUUCUUUACCAGAUCCUGUUUGGUUUAUGAAAUGCUAAAGAUUUGCUGUGCAAGUCGAUAAUUCUUUAAUUUAAUCGGUGAUGUCAUGCAACGAUUUUGAACUUUGACUUCUCUAAUGGUGUUUUUUUUUUUUUUUUUUUUUUUGGUUUGAGUUUGCAGUGGGUGUUUGUGAAAUAAGUACGUUUGUGGGGGGGUUUUCCUGUCUCUCACGCACUAUCCGUCCAAAAAUAUCACUAUUUUGUACCACGGACAUUGCAUCAUUCUAAAUUUAGAUUAUCGUAUGGCGAGGUUCAAUGUGCCACACGAUAACUCAAUGAUCCAGUUGGGUAUUAAUAUGAUUUCAAUAUAUCUUAUAUGUAGCUUAGGAAACAGACCAGAGUUUCUGUCUGUGUUAAUCCUUAUCAACCGCCGUCCAGGUUUUUAGCGUGGUUCAUUAAUUAAUUAAUUAAUAGCUAGCGGUAGGUACUAUUUAAAGUCAUCCUUUGUAACCCUUUUUCUUCUCGAUUUGUUUUCCUCCAUAUGUUCGUAAGUCACUAUUCAGAAACUUGUUAUCAAACAAACUUCUGAAUGCGCAUGCGUUAGACAUUACAGUAGGAAGCAAAUCGAACGCUCUUUCUUCAUCACGUGACAUUUUUCCCACAUCACCAUUCACUACUAGAUUGUGAUCAAUCUAUGUCCUUAUCGAAAUCCGUCCAAUUUCUCGAUAAGUUAUUUAAUGAUAUAUUUAGAUAAGUGAAUUUAUGAAUUGUUUUUUACCUUUAUAUAUUGAAAUAAAUUGAUAAAAAGAACUGA
Messenger RNA from Ostrea edulis (European flat oyster), 3314 nucleotides. RefSeq lists its product as uncharacterized. The coding region runs from base 298 to 1602 and encodes 434 amino acids. The record is from RefSeq and is a predicted model, not a curated record. The transcript is spliced from 3 exons. Lineage: Eukaryota; Metazoa; Mollusca; Bivalvia; Ostreida; Ostreidae.